AUGUUUCAUACAAUUCAACGACAACUAAAAAUAUUUCUCUUAAUCAUAUGUUUCUGUUUCAAUCUCAUAAUUGGAGGUCCUGAUCAACUUCGUUUGUUAGAAUAUUUACUGAAUAGUCGAUACAAACCAAUUGCACGACCUGUUCAAAAUGAUUCUCACACAUUACCUGUUACUAUAAAUUUAGCAUUACAACAAAUCAUUAGUUUUGAUGGAAAGAACGAAGCUAUUAGUAUUAGUGGUUGGAUGACUAUCAUGUGGAAUGAUUACAGUUUAAGAUGGAGACCAGAAGAUUUUGGUAAUAUUCAAACACUGUGA
This is a messenger RNA of Rotaria sp. Silwood2, 315 nucleotides long. NCBI's taxonomy places the organism in Eukaryota, Metazoa, Rotifera, Eurotatoria, Philodinida, Philodinidae. The record is from the annotation of a GenBank genome assembly.